CACAGCGAAACGAGCUUAACCAGAUGGUGAGCUAUGGCUGAAUCAGUCAAUGAGUGCCACUGCUCCCAGCGAGACGCUCCAGAGCGUCUAAAUUCGAGUGUUUGGCUAACACUUGUCGAGGCGGAAAGAUCGCGAGCGGGCCGCGCGAGUUAUAAAACACCGAUUUAAAGUGCAUUCUCCCACGUGUCUGGCGGCACUUCAGAUAAAAAAAAAACAUCACAAUGACCAGCCAGAAGGAGGGCAACGGCAGCUCCGUGAGCAAUGGCAAAACCAAUGGACACUCAGAUGGAGAUGAGGACAACUCGCUGGACGCCAUUCUGGUGCGGAUCGGGCAGUUCGGCCGCUAUCAGAUCAUAAACUACGUGCUGCUGUGCGUGCCCAUGCUCUUCAACGCCUUCUUCUCCAUCUCCUAUGUGUUCUCGGCGAGCACAGUGGUGCACAGGUGUAACGUGCCGCAGUGCGACAGUGGCAGCAGUGGUUACGUGGAGAGCUGGCUGAACUUCACCAUCCCCUACAAGAACUCCUGGGAUGCCUGUCACCGAUUCGCUGUCAACGAGACUGAGAUCUCGGGAGCUGCCCCCUCCGGAGACUUCUGCGCCGAGGAGUACUUUAGCAACAGAACGGAGAGCUGCGGACACGACUUCAAGUUCAGAGACGAGGAGAAGACUAUAUCAACGGAGUUCGGCAUAUAUUGUGAGGACGAAUGGAAGCUAUCGAUGGUGGGAACAGUCAACAAUAUAGGACAGUUCGUGGGCAUACCCCUUGGAGGAUACUUUGCGGAUCGGUUCGGACGACGCACCAUGCUGGCCGUGGCCGGAUCCUUGAGCGCGCUGAUGGGCGUGAUCCGCUCGCUGUCGAGCAAUUACCCCAUGUUUCUGGCGUUCGAGUUCCUGGACAUGGCCGUGGGCAGCACCCUCUUCCCCACCGCCUUCCUGCUGGCCAUCGAGCUGGUGGGUCCCAAGCGGCGCGUGGCGGCGGCCACGAUCAUUACGAUCUUCUAUGCGCUGGGCGAGGCCUUCCUGGGAUUCCUGGCCUCCCAGGUGCAGCACUGGCGCUGGCUGCUCCGUGUCCUCUACGCCCCGGCCAUUCUGCAGAUCCUGUUCCUUUGGAUCCUGCCGGAGAGCGUGCGCUGGCUGCUCAGCCAGGGAGCCGAGGAGCGGGCCGCCGCCGUGCUGCGCCGGGCGGCACGGAUCAACAAGCGCACGCUACCAGAGGAGCAGGUGGAGGAGCUGCUGGCCACCAACCGGCAGAAGCUGAGCCAGGCCAACGAGAGCCAGUACCCAAUUAUGCGCGCCGUGCGUUUCUUCUCGCUGCGGAUCGCCAACUGCUGCCUCUGCUGGUUCACCCACACGCUCAUCGCCCUGGGACUCAGCCUGAACUCGGUCAACCUGGGCGGCAGCAAGUACACCAACUUCAUGCUGAACGGCUUCAUCCAGAUCCCGGGCCUGCUGCUGCCCCUGGUCAUCAUGGACCGCGUGGGCAGGCGCUACUCCCUGUGCGCCUCGAUGCUGCUCUGUGCCAUCUGCAUGGGCGCCUCCGCGGGAGUGGCAGCUGACAACUACGCGGGUUCCCUCACACUGUUCCUCAUCGGCAAGCUGGCCAUCACCUGCAGCUUCCAGAUCCUGUACUUCUUCACGUCGGAGAUCUUUCCCACCAACGUGCGGAACAGCCUGCUGUCCCUCUGCUCCAUGGUGGGACGCAUCGGCUCCAUGUUGGCCCCCCAAACUCCGCUGCUGGCCAAGUACUACAUCUACGCCCCGCAGAUACUGUUCGCCACCUUCGCUCUGAUCAGCGGCUUCCUGACCUUGGCUUUCCCCGAGACGGCGGACAAGGUGCUGCCCACGACCAUGGAGGAGGCACGCGACUUGAACCUGGCCAAGCGACGGGGUCAGGGGGUCGCGGAGGAGGAGCUGGGGGAGGGACCCAAUGGCUCCCAAUAAUGAUCUGCAACUGGGAACUGAAAAGAGGCUAAACGCAGCCAGAUACGUCUUAGCUUAAGUGAGAGCCAAUGCAUUUGUUGAUUUUUUAAUGUGUUUUUUAGUUAGUUAAGGUUUGUCCGUACGAAACCGAUUUGGUCGCACAACUCGUCAAUUUUUAUUUGUUGCCUUUUUAGCUCCUUUUAAUAUUGUAUAAGUUAGAAAAUGUCUGUAAAUGUCAUUAUUUAUUUUUUAUGUUAGCAUAUUGGUGAUCAAAUCGGUCCGCUAAUGGCAGGGAAAAAAUCAAGCUUUGCCAUGAAAUAA
Drosophila elegans is the source of this 2240-nucleotide messenger RNA. Its product is annotated as organic cation transporter protein. Gene Ontology annotation, cellular component: membrane. Bases 222 to 1940 code for a protein of 572 amino acids. Gene Ontology annotation, molecular function: transmembrane transporter activity. The record is from RefSeq and is a predicted model, not a curated record. The transcript has 6 exons. Gene Ontology annotation, biological process: transmembrane transport. Lineage: Eukaryota; Metazoa; Arthropoda; Insecta; Diptera; Drosophilidae.